AUGGCACGAAAGAAUAUUGAAGAUGUUGAUUUGUAUGCUUUAUUGGAUCUUACUAUUACAGCCACCGAAUCAGAGAUUAAAAAGGCAUAUCGAAAAAAAGCAUUACAAUGCCACCCUGAUAAAAAUCCCGACGAUCCUAAAGCUGCAGAAACAUUUCACGAACUAUCCCGAGCUCUAGAAAUCUUAACAGAUGUAUCUGCACGGGCUGCAUAUGACAAAGUACUUAGAGCAAAAGAAGCGGCUAAACUGCGGCAUCAACAGUUAGAUACUAAGAGACAGAAGUUGAAAGAAGAUUUAGAAAGGCGAGAAAAAGAAGCUGAGGCUGGAAAAAGUUCAAGUAAUUUAACAGAUGCACAAAAAUUAGCUGCAGAAAUUGAACGACUGCAAAAAGAGGGUAGUCGGCUUUUGCAAGAAGAACAACUAAGGAUGAAAGAAGAAAUAAAAAGAAAAAUGAACCUAAUUUCUGAUCCAGUAUGGGACUCUAGUCUUAAUAGAAUUAAAAUUAAGUGGACAGUAAAUAAAAGUGAUCCUAGUAGUAGUGACUAUGAUGAAGCUACUUUAAGAAGGUUUCUUAAAAAAUAUGGUGAAAUUGUUGCACUAGUAAUGUCUCCAAAAAAGAAAGGUAGUGCAUUAGUUGAGUUUGCAAGUAAAGAAGCUUCCGAAAUGGCAUUUGAAUUUGAAAAAGGUUUACCACACAAUCCAUUAGAAUUAAAAUGGCUCAAUGAACGACAAGUAUUUACAACUAAGAAACAUAUUUCUGAUGGGCCAUCAGUAAUAUCAGAUAGAGAUUAUGAAUCUAUAGUUUUGACAAAAAUGAGACAGGCGGCAGAAAGGCAAAGAUUAAUAGAAGAAAUGAUGAAAGCUGAUGAAUCAUAG
This is a messenger RNA of Arctia plantaginis, 876 nucleotides long. NCBI's taxonomy places the organism in Eukaryota, Metazoa, Arthropoda, Insecta, Lepidoptera, Erebidae. The record is from the annotation of a GenBank genome assembly.